UGCCUGCCCCGUGCUAGCUCCGCCUCUUUAAAACCCUCGCUCUCCCCCACUUCUUUAUCACUUCCAUCUAUCCCAACUCCCUAUAGCUCCAUCCCCAUCCCCAGUUCCAGCUCCACACACUGACAUACACGCGGUGGUCGAUUGUAGAGAAGAGAGACUAGAAGAUACAAGGGGAGAUCAAUGAUGGAGAGGGCCGAGGACUUAGGGCUCAGCCUCAGCCUCAGCUCGUCGCUUGCCGCCCCUCGCACUCAUGUCGCCGCCAUGCUGCUCCGAUCUCCAGAGAAGAGGUUCCUGGAGAUGCCGCUGCUCCCGGCAAAGCGGAGCGAGGUCACGCCGGAGGAGGGCCUGCGGGGCGGCAGCGACGAGGAGGACGGCGGCUGCGGCCUCGACGGCUCCAGGAAGAAGCUCCGGCUGUCCAAGGACCAAUCGGCCGUGCUCGAGGACAGCUUCCGGGAGCACCCCACUCUCAACCCUCGGCAGAAGGCAGCCUUGGCGCAGCAGCUCGGCCUGCGGCCCCGGCAGGUGGAGGUGUGGUUCCAGAACAGGCGCGCCAGGACGAAGCUGAAGCAGACGGAGGUGGACUGCGAGUUCCUGAAGCGCUGCUGCGAGACGCUGACCCAGGAGAACCGGCGGUUGCACAAGGAGGUGCAGGAGCUCCGCGCGCUCAAGCUCGUCUCGCCGCACCUCUACAUGCACAUGUCCCCGCCCACCACCCUCACCAUGUGCCCCUCCUGCGAGCGCGUCUCCUCCAGCGCCAACUCCGCCGCCGCGUCGUCAGACCGCCGCUCUGCCGGCGGCGCCGUCAUCAGCACGGCCCCCGCCGCCGAGGGCGCCGCCGUCUGCCACCGCCCGAUCGCCGUCCGGCCGCAGCAGUCAUGACGACGGCCGAUCGACGAAAACGAUCGGCCGUGGCGUCGAGCCACCGCCACCACCAGUAGCUUCUACUAGGCAGCAUACUUCUACACUAGCUAGAGCUAGCUGUGCACCGUAGGUGUGUAAGCCGACAAAGCAGUCUGCGCAUUUAUUCGAUCGUGCCAACUGUUUCCUCGCU
Messenger RNA from Panicum virgatum (switchgrass), 1051 nucleotides. RefSeq names its product homeobox-leucine zipper protein HOX17-like. The transcript is spliced from 4 exons. The record is from RefSeq and is a predicted model, not a curated record. Gene Ontology annotation, biological process: regulation of DNA-templated transcription. NCBI's taxonomy places the organism in Eukaryota, Viridiplantae, Streptophyta, Magnoliopsida, Poales, Poaceae. Bases 181 to 879 code for a protein of 232 amino acids. Gene Ontology annotation, molecular function: DNA-binding transcription factor activity, RNA polymerase II-specific; sequence-specific DNA binding.